AUGUUAGAAAAGGAAAUAUUUUUAAAAGUUAUCAAUCACAAGUACUUGUUUAGAGUAUUGGUUAAUUGGAUUCACCGACUCAAUGAUCAAGACACAAAGACCAUUAAUGCUCAGUUGGAUCAACGAACUAUCCUAACAUACUCUGCAUCUGCAUUGUUAAGAGUACGAAAAUACGAACAGAUCAGAGAUGCAGAUUGGCUAAUCAACAACCGACACUUUGUAUUGAUGGAGUACAUGUUGAAGAGUGGACAUCAUUUGCACUUUACACCAGAGUCUAUAAAAAUGUUGGCCGAGAAAGCUCCCUAUUUGUUGGACUGUGCAAAGAGGUAUUACUUGGCAUCCCCACGUACAUCCAUCGAGAUUGUUAAAGUCAUAAAAUGCAUUGAAACCGAUCCAUCUGGAAGAGCACUUGCAAUGGCUUGUGAUAUGAUUAGACGUGCAUCUGCAUUUGACGAUCUACACGAUAUCUUUUGCGAGUUGGGUAACUAUAUCAUUGGGCCUGCUAGUUUGGAGACAACAAAAAAGAGUGAGAAAUACAUAGACAUUAAAAGAUUCAAAAAGAUACGUCCACUUGAAUUACUUGGUGUCGCUGUAAAAUCAGAUGUUGAUGCUGGUGUGCAAGUCGAACGUGACUUGCUACUCGAUCAAAUGUUUCAAAGAUUUGAUCUCCAUACAUUUAAAAAUUACAUUUCAGACCCCAAACCAAUUUUCAAUCAAAUGUCAACAAGUGUGUACAGUACGAUGUUACAUAAGUUAAUGAAAAGUCCUUCACCUCUCCUCUCCAACAAUAAUUACAACAAAUCAAUCAUCAUCAUUAAUCAUUUAUUAAAAAUUGAAAAUAGGAUUGGAAAGAAGAGAAAGAGAAACUUGGUGGCACAGAAGCAAUUAGAAUAUUAUUUGAAUUUAUCGAAAAAAAACAAUCAACUAAAUCAAUUGAUUGAUGAAAACUAUGGGACCUCUACAACACCGGCAUACAUUACAGAAAAUAUAUUGGACGAAAUAUUUAAACAACAUUUUGGAUCAAACCCAACCAACCAAUCAACUAGAGAACUACUCGAAAAAACAUUAAAAGUAUUAGAUGACCAACAAGAUUUAAAUUCGUAUGCACCAAUCAACCUUUACAAACUACUUGCAAAAUAUGGGUCGGUGGCAGACAUAGAGUAUUUGGUAGAGUUUACAAAGGAAGAGCAUAUCUAUGGAUUAAACGAUGCAUUGGAUCAUUCAAGAUUGGUUCCCAUUGCCAAAUAUUUUAUUGAUACAUGGAAGGCAUACAUUCGAAGCAAUACCGUAUUGUUGGCCACUAUGUUUUCCAAUAUCGAUGUUUUAGAGUACUUCCUCUUGAAACAAAAUAUUGAUAUCAAAUUUGAUAAAUCAAUGUUGGAUGCCGCCAUGAAUCAACAACUCGGUUUCAGUGCAAUGAGACUGUUGCUCACCAAAUUCACACCGCAAAUAUUCGAAACGUUAAAUGCCCGCGGUGGUCACUACACCAUUGAACAUUUAAAGUGGUUGUGUGAUCAUUACAUGAUGCUCAUCAAAAAUCAUGAUGGUAUGGUGUAUAGUAUCAAAUCGGCACUUGUUACCAAUCUCAUGCGGUUCUCUUGUUUUUGGGGUAACUUGGUACUCUACAAACAUUUGCGUAGCAAGAUUGGUGAUGCAGUCUAUGAAGAACCUCUAGAACCUUACCGAUUCAAUGCUGUGGUUGGUGGAAACAUGGAUAUGAUAGAGUACCUCUAUAUCGACUGUCACUGCGAAAUGAAAAACGUCAGAUCGAUGGAUCACUUUGGUUCGGAUGUUUGGAGUUUUGUAGCACAUGUUCCAGAUACUCGUAUGUUUGACAUUAUGUACAUACAUCACAUCAAGAGUGUAUCGGCUCAACAAUUUGCAAAUUGUUUCAACUUGGCUAUGAAAUGUGGAAAUAUCGAGUUGAUGACGUUUAUGCUCAAAAAGAUCAAGAAAUACCAUUCACUGCGUCUGCCAGAAGUACGCAGUAAUCUAAGCAAGGCUCUACGAGAAGACAAGUUGUUUGUUGGUACCGUGUCGGGACUCUCUUUUCUCGUCGAAAAUGACUUGAUAGGUCUACAACGACAAAAGGAAAUCCUAUCAGGUGCCAUUAUCAAUAGUAACCUUCCAGUGGUUAAAUUACUCAUCAAUCAUCUAAUUCCUUUUCAAAAAUGGUUAAUUCAACAAAAAGAAAAUAAGAAAGAAAAGGAUAAAGAGGAAGAGGAAGAAGAUAACCAAGAGGAUAGUAAAAUUAGUUAUAACGAAGAUGAAAUAGAAGCAUUAAAACCGAUACUUUCAGAUGAAAUGAUUGAAAUGACAUCAUUCUACAUUCAUUCUUUCAUGUUGAAUGAUUGUGAUUCAUAUCAAAAAUCAAUAUUCGCAAAAUCUCUUUCCAAUCAAUCUCUAUUUCCCUACUUAUCUUUAACAAAAUAA
Molecule: messenger RNA, 2433 nt
Organism: Cavenderia fasciculata
Lineage: Eukaryota; Evosea; Eumycetozoa; Acytosteliales; Cavenderiaceae
Exons: 5
Coding region: 1-2433 (810 amino acids)
Source: RefSeq, a predicted model, not a curated record